Messenger RNA from Ruditapes philippinarum (Manila clam), 1784 nucleotides. RefSeq lists its product as uncharacterized. NCBI's taxonomy places the organism in Eukaryota, Metazoa, Mollusca, Bivalvia, Venerida, Veneridae. The record is from RefSeq and is a predicted model, not a curated record. Bases 1 to 1614 code for a protein of 537 amino acids. The transcript has 4 exons. Gene Ontology annotation, biological process: DNA catabolic process. Gene Ontology annotation, molecular function: 3'-5'-DNA exonuclease activity; nucleic acid binding. Gene Ontology annotation, cellular component: cytoplasm.
AUGUCAGGUUAUGGAAUGCGAGCAAGUUUGGGAAUGAUGCACAGUGGUUCAGGUCAUACACAAGUAGAAAAUUUUAUGUCAGCUCUGAAAAUUGAAGGCCUCCAUCACACAUCAAUGAAGAAACGGGAACUUGAAGUUGAACCUAAUAUUGAAAAUGUUUGUCGUGCUGAUGCUAUACAUGAAGAAAUAGAACUUCAGAAAGAAAAUGACAGCCCUGGAAAAUGUGGUGUUGCAACUCCAGUGAUGGGUCAAUUUAAGUAUGAUAUGGGAUGGCAAAAGCGUGGAGCCGGUCGUGCAUACGACAGUAAUAAUGGUAUCAGGACAAUGAUAGGAAAUUUAUCUGGAAACGUAUGUGGGUUUGGUGUUCGGUCAAAAGACUGCAGAAAAUGUACUUACCAUAAAAAAGGGCAGUUUCCGCCUUACCACAAGUGUAGCAAAAAUUGGGAUGGGUCUUCAAAAUCUAUGGAACUAGAUGUUGCCGCCCAAGUUGUUAUGGACAUUGAACAAAAUAAAAACGUACAAGUGGGUGUAUUGAUAAUAGAUGAUGACACAACAACCGCUAAGAAAUACAAACACAGUUCUUUGCCCUAUGGUCGAGACUUAGUCGGUGAGGAGCUCCGUACAGAUUUAAGCUCAAUUUUUGAAAGUUUCAUAAAAAAUGUUGAUAAAAUAUCACCAGCAGCAUCAACAAAAGAUGUAGAGUCUUUCAACAAUAUGAUAGCAUCAAAAGCACCAAAACGUUGCCAUUAUUCUUCAACAAGUAGCUUACAGAACAGAGUUAAUUGUGUUGUUGCAGAAAAAAAUUUAGGCUCAACAUAUGUUUCCCAGGUGAACAAAUCAAUUGGUAUAUCUCCAGGAAAAUUCUAUUCAAAACAUGCUGAACGAAAGGAUAAUAAACGAAAAAGGCGUUUAGAAUUUGAAAAUACGCUUACUUUUAAAAAAAGAAAAAUUGAAAAAAAAAUGAACAAAAGUAAACAAAACGCACAAAAAGAGUUAAGAGAAGGUGUAACUUAUCAAUCAUCAAUCGACUUAAUAGGUAACAAUGAAACUGAUAUUAUUGAAAUACCAAAACCAAUUUCAGCUCCAGAGCAAAGAAAAAUAGAAACCAACACUGACUGUUCACAUGUUUAUUGUGAUAUUGAGACAACAAGUCUUUAUAAAUCAUGUGAUAUAACACAAAUAGCCGCUGUGUCAGGGAAAGACAACUUCAACCAGUAUAUUCUUCCAACUCAACCCAUAACUCUUGGAGCAACACAGGUGACUGGAUUGACAGUGGUAAAUAAUAUGCUGUGCUACAAAGGAAAGCCAGUACAUGCAGUGUCUCUAAGAACAGCCUUGGAACAGUUUUUAGUUUGGUUAGAAAAAAGAAAUCCAUGUGUACUGAUAGGUCAUAAUUUUAGAAUUUUUGACUUCCCAAGGCUAGUAAGGUCAUUUGAACUAUAUAAUUUAUUAACCUCUUUUCAAAACUGUGUAAUAGGUUUUGUGGAUACUCUGCCUUUGUGUAAAGAACAAUUUCCAGGUUUAGAUAAAUAUAGUCAAGAAUAUCGUGUGAAGAAUUUAAUGAAUGCUCAAUAUUCUGCUCAUAAUGCCUUUGAAGAUGUGUGUAGUUUAUAGAAACUUCUCAUAUUUACUGAAAUACCCUCUGACCACAAUUUGUUGUCAUAGUAUAACAAUGGAUGCAGCAAUAGACACCUACAUAUUUGAAAAGAAAGCUGAUGUAAACUUGGUAUCUCUAAGUAAUAUUCAACAGGAACAAGUUGUUAGUAAACAAAUGGCAAUGAAAA